Messenger RNA from Zingiber officinale, 2093 nucleotides. RefSeq names its product cationic amino acid transporter 5-like. Gene Ontology annotation, cellular component: plasma membrane. The record is from RefSeq and is a predicted model, not a curated record. The transcript has a single exon. Lineage: Eukaryota; Viridiplantae; Streptophyta; Magnoliopsida; Zingiberales; Zingiberaceae. Gene Ontology annotation, molecular function: L-lysine transmembrane transporter activity; L-glutamate transmembrane transporter activity. Gene Ontology annotation, biological process: amino acid transport; transmembrane transport. Bases 98 to 1912 code for a protein of 604 amino acids.
GAUCGAGCACUGGGCGGUCGAUUUAUAUCAUCCAGGAGUGUGUUCAGAUCUUAAGUAAAGAAAAGGAACUGUGUUCGAAUCCUUGACUGAGAGCUCGAUGGAAGGACAUGGAGCAGUUAAUGGCGAGAGCCAGUCGAGGAGGAGCUACUGGCGAUGGAGCAAAGAGGAUUUCUUCCCCGAGGAAUCCUUCGAGUCCUGGCCGACCUACUUCGCCGCCCUGUCGCAGACGCGCCUCCGUUUCAGGGACCGGCUACUCGGCCGCUCCGACGAAGACAACGAGCUCGGCGAGGUCCGGAAGCAGAGCGAGCACGACAUGAAGCGCUGCCUCAACUGGUGGGACCUCACCUGGUUCGGCUUCGGCUCCGUUAUCGGCGCCGGUAUCUUCGUCCUCACUGGCCAAGAGGCCCACAGACACGCCGGCCCCGCCAUCGUCCUUUCUUACGUCGCUUCUGGCCUCUCCGCCAUGCUCUCUGUCUUCUGUUACACCGAAUUCGCCGUCGAAAUUCCCGUAGCCGGCGGUUCGUUCGCUUACUUAAGGGUUGAGUUAGGGGACUUCGCCGCGUUCAUCGCCGCGGCGAACUUGAUCCUGGAGUCCAUCGUCGGCAGUGCCUCCGUCGCCAGGGCUUGGACCUCCUACUUGACCACGCUGCUGAACCGCCCCAAGAACUCCCUCCGCAUCCAAACCGAUCUCGCAAAUAACUUCAAUUACCUCGACCCGAUCGCGGUGAUCGUCCUCUUCAUCACCGCCACCAUCGCCAUGACCAGCACCAAGAAGACCUCUUACUUCAAUUGGGUUGCGUCGGCCUUCCACACUUUGAUCAUCGCUUUCGUGAUCGUCGGCGGAUUCAUCCACGCUGACCCAGCGAACCUGAAACCCUUCUUCCCAUUCGGCUCCCAGGGCGUCUUCCGCGCCGCCGCCAUCGUCUACUUCGCCUAUGGUGGCUUCGACAACAUAGCCACCAUGGCUGAGGAAACGCGGAACCCAUCGCGGGACAUACCUCUUGGCCUGCUUGGCUCGAUGACGAUCAUCACCGUCAUCUACUGCCUCAUGGCGCUCGCGCUCACCAUGAUGCAGCCGUAUACCGACAUCGACGAGCAAGCGGCUUACUCUAUUGCGUUUAGGAGCGUGGGGCUCAAGUGGGCGCAGUACGUGGUGGCGUUCGGUGCGCUCAAGGGGAUGACCACCGUGCUGCUCGUCGGCGCACUGGGCCAAGCGCGCUACACGACGCACAUCGCCCGGAGCCACAUCAUCCCUCCCCUGUUCGCGCUCGUCCACCCCAAGACCGGAACGCCCAUCUAUGCCACUCUCCUAAUCACCAUCUCCGCCGCGUGCAUUGCUCUGUUCUCGAGCCUCGACAUCCUGACGGCCCUUCUCUCCGUGAGCACGCUAUUCAUCUUCAUGAUGAUGGCGACGGCGCUGCUGGUGCGUCGGUACUACCAGAGGGGCGUGACGGAGCAGAGGGACCUCCUGAAGCUGGUGAUUUGCCUCCUCGUCAUAAUCGCUUCGUCGAUGGGGACGGCUGCGUACUGGGGACUGAGGCCCCAUGGAUGGGUCGGGUACACGAUUACGGUGCCACUGUGGGUGGCGGGCACGCUGGGGAUUCAGGUGUUGGUGCCGCAGUGCCGGAAGCCAAGAGUGUGGGGUGUGCCGCUGGUGCCGUGGCUGCCGUCGUUGUCGAUCGCGACCAACUUGUUCCUGAUGGGAUCGUUGGGAGCGGACGCUUUCAUAAGGUUUGGACUCUGCUCCUUGCUCAUGCUGGUCUACUACUUGUUCUUUGGACUGCAUGCUACUUACGACAUGGCGCAUCGGCGGUACGGGAAGCCAAAUCUUGUGGAAGGGAGAGAUCUGAGUAGGCAAGAUAGAGAGAACCAGAUGGAAGGCAAGCUGGAGAAAGCUGAGGAAGGCGCAUGAAGUAAAUGACGUAAAAUUCGUUGUCAGGAACUAAGUUUGUAGUUUGCAGCUCUAUAAUUCCAGCCUUUCCAGGAAUGGCUUCUGCAGUAAGAUUUCUUGAAAAAUAAUCUAAUCAGAAAACACAGAAACGAAUGGUGUUUGAGGGUAAUAGAAUACUUGCGCUAUGAUGGUCUGGGUUUUA